Adineta steineri is the source of this 957-nucleotide messenger RNA. NCBI's taxonomy places the organism in Eukaryota, Metazoa, Rotifera, Eurotatoria, Adinetida, Adinetidae. The record is from the annotation of a GenBank genome assembly.
AUGACUUCAUCAACUUUUCAUGCUAAAUCAACUGCACUUGAAGUUGUUCAAGGACUUAAUAUAAAUCUUGAUGGUAAACUAGUAAUUAUUACAGGUGGUACAUCAGGCAUUGGAAUUGAGACAGCUCGUGCAUUAGCAACAGCACAUGCACAUGUUAUUAUUACCGCACGAGAUAUGAAUAAAGGUGCAGAGGUUAUUGAAGAUCUUAAAAAAACAACUGGUAAUGAUAAAAUUGAAGUAAUGGAACUCGAUUUAAAUUCACUUCAAUCCGUUCGAGAUUUUGUUAAACAAUUUCAAGCACGUCAUUUACCAGUCAAUAUUCUUAUCUGUAAUGCUGGGGUUAUGGCGUGUCCAUAUGAAAAAACAAUAGAUGGUUUUGAAACACAAUUUGGUGUUAAUCAUCUCGCUCAUUUUCUUCUUACUACAAGUUUAGUGCCGGAGUUGAAAGCAGGUAAACCCUCGCGAGUUGUCGUUGUUAGUUCAAUAGCAAAUAGACGUAGCGGUAUCAAUUGGGAUGAUAUUAACUGGGAAAAAAAUUAUGAUAAAUGGUCAGCUUAUGGUCAGAGUAAAACAGCAAAUAUUCUCUUUGCUAAACAAUUCAAUAAAUUAUAUUCAUCUGAAGGUAUUCAAGCGUAUGCUUUACAUCCAGGUGGUAUUAUGACAAAUUUAAUUAAAUAUUUACCUAUUGAAGAACAACGAGCAAUGGGAUGGUUUAAAGAAGAUGGUACUGUUAUUGAUAGAUUUAAAAAUGUUGAACAAGGUGCAUCAACAAGUGUUUAUGCUGCUCUAGCACCUGAACUUGAUAAUCAUGGUGGAGAAUAUCUUGAAAAUUGUGCAAUUAGUCGAGGAAUUAAUCCAGAUAUGACAACAUUUUGGGGAAUGGGAGCACAUGCGGUUGAUAUGGAAUCAGCUGAACGUUUAUGGAAAUUGAGUGAACAGCUAGUUUCAGCAAAAUAA